Messenger RNA from Thecamonas trahens ATCC 50062, 807 nucleotides. RefSeq lists its product as uncharacterized. The transcript has a single exon. Gene Ontology annotation, cellular component: Swi5-Swi2 complex; Swi5-Sfr1 complex. Gene Ontology annotation, biological process: double-strand break repair via homologous recombination. The coding region runs from base 5 to 532 and encodes 175 amino acids. The record is from RefSeq and is a predicted model, not a curated record. Lineage: Eukaryota; Apusomonadida; Apusomonadidae.
CACCAUGGCUGCCCCUCACGACGAGUGCGUAUGCGAGGCACUAGAUGCGUUAAUCAAGGUUGGAAUAGGCGGUCACGAGCAAGGCGCGCCUGUGCCGUGGGCGGUGGCAUGGGAGGCAUUGUGCGCGAGCAAGAGUGGGGAAGGUGGUGACGACGGGGCGGCGAGUGCCGCGUGUCUAAAAAAGGUCGUAGAACACGACGAGGGCGGCGUGCACGGGCCUGGGAGCGGGGCAAGAGUCCGCCAGCUUGGCGGCAUGUCGUUUGUGUGUGCGCACUACACAGGCGUGGCGGCGGCGGCGCUGGAAAAUGAGUUGGCCAAAGUGCUGCAGACGCUGGACGAGGUGCGACCAGGCGUUGCCCGCGGGCGGACCGCAGCCGAGCUCGACGCCGAGUACGAUGCGUACAUCGAGGCGCUGCACCAGUACAACGAGAUGCGCGACGUGGCGGUGGAGCUUUUGGGCAAGCUCGCGGUGAUGGAGGGUGUUCGGGUGACCGAGUUGUACGAGCGGUACGAGCUCGACGUGACUGACUGAGACGAGGGCGAGUCACAGCGCCUCGGGCAAGAAGAUCGGAUGGGUCUGCCGCAACGUGAGCGACUUGCGGCACAUCGGACACCGGCGGGUCCGCGAGAUUGCCUUGCGAAUACAGAGCUUGCAGAAGACGUGUCCACAGGUAGUCGAGGUGGGCGUCGUUAUCGCGUCAAGGCAGACGGCGCACUGGAGCGCGACGCGAAUGAGCGGCGCGGAAGUGGCCGUGACCGGCGGCGGCGCAGGGACCGCGACCACGUCGUCGACCGGGCGUACAGAGG